CGGAGGCGCCGGCGGCGCGCGCGGGUCGGUUAAACAGCCGCGGCGGUGGAGCCGAGUGCGUGCAUCGCUUCGCGCCGUCCCGCACCUUCACCGCCCUGCGUCCGCACUGCGCCGAUAUCGCGGCGCCCGCUCGACGGCAAUCAUGAGUGAUCGAAAGGCAGUGAUCAAAAAUGCGGACAUGUCGGAAGAGAUGCAGCAAGAUGCUGUGGAGUGUGCAACUCAAGCCUUGGAGAAAUACAACAUUGAGAAGGACAUUGCUGCUCACAUAAAGAAGGAGUUUGACAAGAAAUACAAUCCCACUUGGCACUGCAUUGUGGGAAGGAACUUUGGCAGCUAUGUGACUCAUGAGACCAAGCACUUCAUCUACUUCUACCUCGGCCAAGUCGCUAUUCUUCUUUUCAAGUCUGGCUAGAACCAUGGACUGUUUCUGAAACUUGCAUCCAGUUACGGGACUCUGACUAGUUUACUGCAGCCUUCCUGAGGACACAGGCCUUGACCUUCAAGGGCGAUGGCAGGGAUUAUAUUGUAAGAGAUGACAUUACAUUGUGGAUAUAAAAAGGAGAAGUACCAAAAAAGUCUUCCUUGUAUUUAUUUUUUUUUUUCCAGAAGGCUCCUCAUUUGCUAUUUGAGCUUUUGGAGCAGUUUUGCUUUUGCGAGUUUUAUAACCAUCUACUGUAUUUCCUAAUUACUGCUAGUGCUAUGCAAGUACUGACAGUGUUUAGCUCUUUGUGUUCCAAACUUCUUGUAUUCUUCUGAUUUUACUUUUACAAAAUAAUAAUUCUCGUUUUGCUGGAUGUGCUGUCCAAAAACCUGAGCUGUUUCUUUUUUCUGCUGUCUCUGGAGAAGUGUGCUGGAGAAUAAAAGCCAAGUUCCACCCUA
Messenger RNA from Cinclus cinclus, 879 nucleotides. Its product is annotated as dynein light chain 1, cytoplasmic. The record is from RefSeq and is a predicted model, not a curated record. Lineage: Eukaryota; Metazoa; Chordata; Aves; Passeriformes; Cinclidae. The transcript has 3 exons. Gene Ontology annotation, molecular function: dynein intermediate chain binding; dynein light intermediate chain binding. The coding region runs from base 143 to 412 and encodes 89 amino acids. Gene Ontology annotation, cellular component: cytoplasmic dynein complex. Gene Ontology annotation, biological process: microtubule-based process; cilium assembly.